Molecule: messenger RNA, 255 nt
Organism: Macrosiphum euphorbiae (potato aphid)
Lineage: Eukaryota; Metazoa; Arthropoda; Insecta; Hemiptera; Aphididae
Source: the annotation of a GenBank genome assembly
AUGACCGACAGCAGCUAUAAUUCGCCUGCCAGGAGUUACGGGUCACCAGCUAGGAGCUUAAAAAUGUUAGACAGGGUAUACGGUUCUCCAGCUCGGUCGUAUUGUGGUGACCAUUCUUCCGCCACGGAGUCUGAAGGUGAAGAAACGUUGGAGUUAUUAACUGAAAUACCGAGUUCGCCAGACCAAACAAUUUUAGAUGGUUGGUUAAAAUUCAGGGACAACAAGAAAGUAAGUAGACGAGCUAUUAUUACUUAA